Molecule: messenger RNA, 1467 nt
Organism: Plectropomus leopardus (leopard coralgrouper)
Lineage: Eukaryota; Metazoa; Chordata; Actinopteri; Perciformes; Serranidae
Source: RefSeq, a predicted model, not a curated record
UUUCGGGGUGUUUCUCGGACAUUAGGAUGUUGCUGCGAGUUUAGUAUAUUUCUCUUUUUUCUGACAUGUUUUGAAUUUUAGGAAAUUUUAAGGAUUUUAGGACAUUAGGGUCUUAGCUAGGACCUCUGUCGGGGGUUUGGGGUUUCUGUUUGAUGCUGUUUUAUGCACUCUGACACCUGAUGGACACUAAGAGGACAAAAACUACUCACAGUGUGACUCACUUUAUUAUUACUGUGACUGAGAACAUGGAGGGGAAUCGGAGCUCUAACGGAUGUUUCUGUUUGUCUGCAGCAGAAAUCCAUCUGUGACGUGAAAUCCAGAAAAGUUCUUGACGCAGAUAUCAUCGUUGGGAAAGUUGUUAAGAAAUCUGGGCUGCGUAGAUAUCAAACCAAAGACAAACAGAAGAAGUUUUUCUUUUAUGUGGCGAUCGCUGAUGAGACCGACAGCCUCAAACUGAUGGUUUAUGGGAAAAAGCACUAUCAAGGCCUCACCGAGGGGAGCUCCUACUGUUUCAGAAACCUGAAAGAAGACGAGUACGGCGUGAAGUUCACAUCAGACAGCAGGAAGUCACAGACCAAAGCUGUGGACGUCCACGAGGAGCUCCACACACAAGCACAGAGGCUCAUUUAUCCCGAGAGUCCAGUUUCCUCUGUUGAAAAUGCACUUUCCUCAGCUGACAGGACAGAAAUGAGCGUCGAGGGAACCGUCACAAUGAUCAAUCCCGUCGAAAAGGUUCAGGUGAAGCACAAACAGGAAAAGACAAAGAAACAAACUUUCCAUCUGGAAGACAAGACCGGCUCCAUCAAGAUCUGCAUGUGGGGGGACGCCACCAAGCACUGCAAAGACUUAUCACCUGAUGAUGUCAUUAAGGUCACCAACGUGAAGACCAAUCGGUACUUUGACACCGUGUCGCUGGACUCAACUAGAGACACCCACAUUCACAAGGUUCACAGCGUCGGCAUCCAGAAGGUGACAAUGGAGAUUAUAGGAAUCGUAAACGCCAAUAAAAAGGAGACUCACCUGGACGCCCACCUGGAGUCGAGCCCGCAGUUGCACACGUUCGUCGUGGCCUCUCGACUUCUGGCGAAGGCCUUUGACCUCAAACUGGAUGGAGAUUUUAAAGACAGUCUACUUGAUAAAAUACCGCUCCCAGCUGAUGCAGAAAUACAAGGAAAUAAAAUCAAGAAAAUCACAGCCGCUCAGGAAAUGUGAGAAGAACUCGCUCAGCUGGUUAAACAGUAAUUUAAGAUGUUCACACAACUAAGAACAUACUGGCAUAACGGCGAGUCAUCGCCACAUCCAAAAUGAAGAUCUGAGACAGACAUUUAUUUGUAAAUAUUGCUUAACCCUUGGAAACAUGAGCAAAUCAGAUUGAUUUUUUCAAAAACAUGGUGAGAAGACAACAAGCAACUUGCCCCAAAAGUUAGCAGGAAAAUCACUUAAAAAUAAAUGAAAAAGUAAAAAAAA